UGCCUCUACCCCGGCCCCGCGGGCCGCUCCCGGGCUCGCUCUGCUCCGCCUGCUGGGGGAGGCUCUCUCCUUCUCACGCUGCUCCCAGGCACGUUUCCGGCUCGCUGGGCCCCGCUCGCCGGCAGCCGGCCCGGGCGGGGAGCGGAGGGGGCGGGACGGAGCCGCUUCUCCUGCCGGGUGAGGGUGGCCGCUCAGGGUCGCUGCCUCGGUGCAGCGCGGCGGCUGCCUGCGAGAGCCCGGCUCGGGAGGCGGCGGCGGCGGCAGGUUCAAUAUGCUAUUAAAUGCUGACCAAGUAAACCUAACUGGACAAGUGUUUGAAUCCUAUGUUUUGGAACAUCACAGGAAUGACAUCUUGCGUAUCUUAAGGGAAAGAGAUGAUGAGGGACAUUACCCAGUCGUUGUUGAUGCCCUCACCCUUUUUGAGACCAACAUGGAGAUUGGAGAAUAUUUCAAUGCAUUUCCAAAUGAAGUGCUCCCUAUUUUUGAUAAUGCAUUGCGCAGGGCAGCCAUGACAGCUCUGCAGUCUGCUUCCCAGGCUCAUGAUUUUAGCAUUAAGCAGAAUCUUCAUGCCAGAAUAUCAGGUUUGCCUGUUUGCCCUGAGCUAACCAGAGAACGUAUCCCUAAAACCAGAGAUGUGGGUCACUUUUUGUCCAUUACUGGAACUGUUAUUCGUACCAGUCUAGUGAAAGUCCUGGAGUUUGAACGGGAUUACAUGUGUAACAAGUGCAAGCAUGUUUUUGUGGUCAAAGCAGAUUUUGAGCAGUACUAUGCUUUCUUCCGUCCAUCAACUUGCCCUAAUGGAGAAGGCUGCAAUUCAUCUAAAUUCACUUGUCUCUCAGGAACAUCCUCUGUUCCCACCAGCUGCAGAGACUAUCAAGAAAUCAAAAUUCAGGAACAGAUUCAAAGGCUAUCUGUCGGAAGCAUCCCUCGUUCUAUGGUGGUUGUCCUGGAAGAUGACUUAGUGGACAGUUGCAAGUCAGGUGAUGACAUCACGGUGUAUGGCGUGGUAAUGCAGAGAUGGAAACCCUUCCACCAGGAUGUGCGCUGUGACGUAGAGAUUGUUUUGAAAGCCAAUUACAUUCAAGUGAACAAUGAACAACUGACAGGGGUUAUAGUUGAUGAGGAGGUUCAGAAGGAAUUUGAAGACUUCUGGGAAAAACAUAAGCGUGAUCCCUUAGCAGGGAGGAAUGAAAUUUUGGCUAGCUUGUGUCCCCAGGUUUUUGGAUUAUAUCUGGUGAAGUUGGCUGUAGCCAUGGUGCUUGCUGGGGGUGUCCAAAGGGCUGAUGCUGCAGGAACUCGAGUGAGAGGUGAAUCACAUCUUUUGUUGGUUGGAGAUCCUGGCACAGGGAAAUCUCAAUUUCUCAAAUAUGCAGUAAAGAUUACACCACGAUCUGUGCUUACUGCAGGAAUUGGAUCUACAAGUGCAGGCUGAGAGUCAGUUCCCUGCUGUGAGGCACUGCCUUGUGCUGCUGAAGCCUUAUCUCGACUCUGGCCCAUAAAGAAACAUCUGAAGAGCAAGUUUUUUCUCCGUUAGUAUGGCCCAGAUGGCAUCAAAUGCCAGGGGUUGUUAAGAACUCUUCCUGAGGGACAGUACAAAGCCUUAGGUCCUUCUUCCACCCUUGCAAAUUACUCAGUUUGAACAAAGUGCUGUACUAUCAAUAUAUGCAGGAAUCCAUAUAUACCUCAGGAGUAAAGUAAAGUACAUCAGUGAGGCUCUUAAAAAGAAAUGAAACCCCCAUGCCCCCCAAAUUCCACUGCAGGUACAUCACUUUUCCAACUUUAAACUCUUAUGGUAACGCCUGUUACCAUAAGAGAUAAUGAGGCUCACAUCUGGCUAGCUGUGCAAAUUACUUCUACAUUCACUUCAAAACCGCUUUACACUGCCAGUGUGGUGUCAAGGCACUUUAGUGUAAUUGAGAAUAAGACUCUUUUAACUGCUGAAUGAAUAGAAUUACUGAAUGAAGUUCCUUCAGUCUUGCUUUGGAUCUUAGAAGCAAUUUAUUAAAAGAAAUAUUAUCCUAAAAGCAAUUUAUUAAAAAAAACCACAUUUAUUGAGCUGUCCAAGUGUAACUUCCAAAUGGAAUGUAUGAGGUAAAACUUCCUUUUGCUUUUGAAAUUUUAUGUUCAAAUAGCUGGAAUUUGUCAGGAAAAAGAUCACCUUUGUAAUAAGAUCAAGCACUAAAAAUGCUGUUCCUAAAAGACAUGUUUGAGAGACAUGCUCUGUUAAACUGAGAGAGUAUAAAACUGAAAUUGGUACUUUCCUUAACCAUAAUAUAUAAUAUGAUAAUUAAGCAAUGUGCAGCCAGUAUUUUAAAAAUGGGUCUCCUCAAAAAAACUUGCCCUCUUUGCCUUGGGUAAACCCUGGGUAUUAAAGAGAAAUGGGGGUAAAAUGGGGAUUCUGUUAAUUUACAAACAGUACAGAUGCUUUCCAAAAGGCAAAGAGAAGGUAGUGGAAGAGUGCUUCCUGAAUCAGAAAGAGGUGCUAAGCAAAAUACGGAUAGAUGUUUGCUAAGUGACUCCUUGGAGAAGGGGCCCCCCCUAUGCUUUUCUGGUGGCAUAUCUAUUAAGAUAUUUAGUGGGCUAACAAUGACGUGAAGUCAAGCAUGUGCUUGAGACCUUGAUCUUUAGCGUUCAGUUUGACUGGCUGAGGACUUGGAAUGAGUACUCUUUUUUUGGCCACAGUGUUUUCUUUUUUUAAGUGCAUUGUUUUUAGACUGUUUAUACUUUUCUCCCUAAAACAUUGACUUUAUGAACUAAUUUUUUAUGCAGCAAUUCAAAUAGAUGCUCAGAAUGGUAAUGUUUUGAGAGUUGUUAAAUCAGGUUGCUUUCCUUGUUAAUUAUUUUACAUGUAUUAUCCAGUUCCUGUUUUGUGUGAAGAAAUAAUUUCUAAUUUGCAGGUUUUUUUCCAAGGUAGAAAGACCCAAUCCAGGAAUCCUAUAUUAAAAAGUAGUUGGUCACAAUAUAAAAAAUGUGAGUCUCAAUAAAAAUAUAUAAAUUGCUGACUGUUCAUUGUAGGAUUGAGAAAUACUGCAGGGCAGUUACAUGGGUACCUAAGGGUUUUCUAUAUGGUUACCACCCAUUAUUGUAGUAGUCAAGAGCUGCCCAAGAAAAUGGUGAGCUUGCUGCUGGAGCAGUCAGUCUUCAGCUCUUUUCCGCUCUCUGGCAGAGGAGGAUAUCCAUGCAUUUUGUUUGUUUGUUUGUGGUCUCUUCUUCCACCUUUAAUCUGGUGAUUGUGAAAAAGCAUUGUCAUAGAGGAGGUUUUGAAGUAUGUCCUGAAAGUGAUCAGACUCUGAAUCGGUCUGACUUCUUCUGGAAACUCGUUCAACAGCUGUUGCCCCAUGUGUCAGAAUGAUAUGUCCCCAGACUCUCUCAUGCUUUAUGGGGUUUUUGAGUGUGUUGUCUCAUGCAAGAGAGUUGUUUGAGUGGGUCAUGAAUGCAGAUGUGGUAGCUAAUGUAGCUGGUCUUGAUCUAUUGAUGACCUUGAAGAUCAGGAUUAUCAAUGGAAGUGGACUGGGUUGGAUCACAGCAGCCUAUCACAAUGGGGGCGUGAAUAACCAUAUUAUGUAUGAUUUGGGGUCUCUACCUUCCUGCUAUCUUCAGACCCAGAUCCAAUGAGUUGCAGUAAUUCAGUUUGGAGAUGAUAAAUGUAUGGCUCACUGUGACCAUGUCCUUGCCUAGGAGAGAGGGACAAAGCGUCCUAGCAAACUGGAAGGUGAAAGAGGACAUUUUACUACAAGGUAAUGCUACCUUGUCUGCUAGGACAACUCCUCUUCAUACAAGAAUCUCUAUCAGGGAUAUGACACCCUUGCGAUGGGGAUUUGCUUCAUCUGGAAAAGUAAAUGCACAGCAAGGUGUCAUCAGUUUAUUUUUGAUAUAGGUCCUGUGUAGAUAUUGAGAAGGGAGGGGAACAUAGAAUUCAUCCCUCUGGGAAUCCACAGAUGAGGGCUAGUGGUGGGAAGAGUAGCUCAUCCCCUUAUCACUCUUUUGGUCCUGAAAUUGUAGUGCUGCAUUGUCUACUCAAGCUAUGUCAUGUACAGGCAGUCCUCAGACUUACGACCACAACUGGUUCCUGAAAAUUGCGUCAUAAGUCAAAAUGUCGUAACUUGGAACUGCAAUCCACUCCAUUGCGCGACCAAGCGUCGUAAAGUCUAAACCAAUUGUCGUAAGUCGAAUCAGGGUGUCAAUUCAGAAAUGUUGUAAGUCAAACAUCGUAAAGUCGAGGACUGCCUGUAUCAGGUUAGCUGUAAUGAAAGUUUCAGAGAGGUCAGGUAGUAUGAGCAUGGAGAGAGAGAGCCUCAAUUCAUUGCCAUAUUGUUUAGUGCCACUAGGGCUGUCUCUGCACUGUGCCUUGGCCUGAAAAUCAGUUGUGAAGAAUCCAUGAUGUUGGCAGGUGCUACGUGAUGUUGGAGUUUGGGUUCUAAAUGAUUUUGCCUAGAAGCGUGAGGUUGGAGGGGUGACCUGUGUCACGUGUUUGUAUCUGGAUGAUCAGGCACUCUAUUGCAUUGUUCAGGAAGAAAGGAAAAGUUAUUUCUCUGAAGGAGACUUUGAGAAGCUGUUAAUAGUGGACAUAAUUUCUCUUCUCUGGCUUUCACCGUACAUGAAUUUGUUUUGCAAAUGGUAUUCCACUAUUCGUAAUGGAUACUAGUAUGUGAUGGGGCCAGAUUCUGUCAGGGCAGCGGGGUGAUUAAUGCCAUCCAGUCCAUCUUCAAGUGUACAGCCUCAGUGAGUUCCUCCUAAAUACAGUUGAUCUUUUCUGCAAAUUAGGAUAGGAGCUUUUCAGAGCACUCAGUGCUUGGGUCUAGUCUCUGGAUCAGGGGUCCCCAGUGGGGUGCCCAUGGGCACCAUGGUGCUCACCGGGGCAUUUUUAUGCGCCCGCAGGACACCCCGCCGCCGAAAUGCUGCCGAGAAGCAUUGCCGGUUUUCAGCGCCGACGCUUCUUCCCGCUGCCACUUUUCGGCACUCGCCACAGUCUUCUGGGAAUAGCAGUAGCAAGAAAGUUUGGGGACCACUGCUCUGGAUGCUGCAGUCUGGGAUGAUUAGCUUGGUGGAAUAGUUCUGUUGCCACUGUAUUGUAGUUGUGAUGGUGGUAGACCCAAUUAUUUAGUUUGUGAAAAGGGAAAAAAUACCAUUAGGCAUUGAACUCUUACAGUCUUUCAGUGCGAAUGGGGCACCUAAUUGUCUGUUGUACCUUUGAAAAAUCUACGACUGUAUUUAUUUGAAACGCUGAAGGGUUUUUGUUGUUGGUGUGUGUACACUGAGGAAAUAUUCACAAAUUUUGAAUCAGUUUAUUCAUUCAAUGCACUUUCUGCCCUAGGUGGAAAUUUGAUCAAAAGUGUUUAUUUAAAAAUGAAGACAAUCUCACAAAUGCCCUGAAAUAAUAGAAAUUCUUACUAGUUAGGGCACAUGCAUCCUUACUAAGCAAUAUUGGAGGAUAAGAGAAAACGCUCCCUAUUUUCUUUUAAGUGAUCAAUCAUCAUGGGGUUUACCUUCCUUGAAGAGAAAUAAGUCUUGGAACGUAACAGGUUCACAGUGUCAAUGGUUCUUGUCAGGCUGAUUACAAAUGUUAUAUCAGCUAUAGGUGUGCAUAAUCUAUUCACCUUUUUGCCUUGACUCACAUAAUAAGAUUAAUGAGAGGAUUUGGAAGAACAGCUAAAUCGUUAGUCUUAUAAUUAUUAAAUAUCUCAAAUCUGUGCAAUUACUGCUUGGUCUUUAGCUUCAAGAUCUUCAGGUCAGGUAUUGUAUGUGCACAGUGGUAUCAUAGUGGAGCCUGAAUCUUAAUUUGUACCUUUGGGUACUACUACAAUACAAAGACAACAAAAUUGUGUAUUGAAAUGUCUUAAACCCAAGAUGUUUUAUGAAGCUAAGGUAGGAUGAAGCACUUGAACCUCUUAUUAACUAUCUAAACAGACUACAUGAAUAAAGAGGCUUUUAAAAAAGUGAAUGUACCAGGCUGUGAUUGUACAUAUAAUCCCACAGAGAGCAAUUUUUUUUCUUACUAAGUAUUCAUGCUAUAUCUUUUGAAGUUUAAAUUUUGUAAUUGCGUGAAACCUUUCAACCAAUUGUGCAAGCCAUUAACAUAGUUGAAAGAGAGUUCUUCGCUGCGCCCACCUACUCCAAAUGAAACAUUGUUCUUAACAGACUAUAUAACACGACUUAAUAGCAGCAGGAGAAGAUUUUAAAAAAAUCAAGUCCUAAAAUCCCAGAUAGCAGAUGGCAGAUCUCAAAUUGCAUGCUCUAAGUAACAAGUAUGUGCCUUGAAAGGCAUAGACGUUUGCACCUAAAAUUAUACUGUGCUGUUUUCACAGUAGAGAACAUUUUAGGAUUAUUUUUUAGAGAUAAAAUGCAAAGAAAGGGGGGGAAAAAGUUAUCAAAAAAGACAGCUUUGUUCCUAACCUAUUAUUAAAGGUCAAU
This is a messenger RNA of Chelonia mydas (Green sea turtle), 6411 nucleotides long. RefSeq names its product minichromosome maintenance 9 homologous recombination repair factor (gene MCM9). Lineage: Eukaryota; Metazoa; Chordata; Testudines; Cheloniidae. Gene Ontology annotation, cellular component: MCM complex; nucleus. The record is from RefSeq and is a predicted model, not a curated record. The transcript is spliced from 8 exons. Bases 272 to 1432 code for a protein of 386 amino acids. Gene Ontology annotation, molecular function: single-stranded DNA helicase activity; single-stranded DNA binding; ATP binding. Gene Ontology annotation, biological process: double-strand break repair via homologous recombination.